AAUUGUUAUGCUAACUAUUUUCUUGUUGUUGUUUUUGUGUUUUUUUUUUUUAAAUAAUAUUUUUAUCAUUAUUAUUAAUAUUUUUUUAUUUUCAAUUUUUUUUUAUAAUUUACUUUUCAAGUGUACGAAGUUGCCGUUACGCACUUACGGUUUUUACUUAUCAGCAUUCUGCUGGUUCGUGGGGGAAGCAAAGUUGAGUGAGUUACGUCAGUCUUUCGAUAAAAAAACAUGCAAAUAAGCUCACUUGUUUGUUAGAGGCAAUAUCUGAAGGCUGAGUCGGUUAAGGUUGCUUUACUUUGCUCCGAUUUACUUUGAAAGCUAUCAAAAGCCGACAAAACUGUGCCAAUUUUAACAAACUUUAAAUAUGAUAUAACAAAAUGAAGUCGCUUUCAAUUGUUAUCUUUAUUUGAGUCGUAGCUAAAGCCAAAAUAGCAAUAUUUUCGAAAGAAAGCUUUCAAAAUUCUACUGUCUUUCUCCUUCUUUUUGUUUGGAACUAAGCUCGAGAAAAAUAUGUGAAACAACCUUUCAUUUUAAAAGUUAGCGCUUAGUCCAAACACUAAGUGUAGUCAAGUCCUUCCUUAGUUUUGUAGAAUCCCUUUACUUGCAGUUGUAUAGUUUCAAUAAGUUGAUUUCGUUAUCAUAAGAAACGUGGGUCGGGACUUAGAAAUACAAGUUUUAGAUUAUGUAUGCAUGGCAUAUUCUUGAUAUGAACAAGUCUGGGCAAACAGCACAUUAAAGCAGUAGUAUCCUAACAAAAUAUUAUUAUUUUUUAUGACCUUGGUCAUCAGAUCGAUUUUAUCCUGCUAACAGGAAGAUUUAUUGAUCUUCAAACUCCUAUAAGAUCUGAGCGAAUGGUGAAACACUAUUCACAGAGCAGCCAUUAGCAUCUACAUAUAUUCCCUACCUAUGAAUAGGGUCUUCGGUGUCAAAUCGCCAUCAGUGGCAGAAGAAGAGCUUGAGCUGUCUCAUGAAGCAAUUGACUGUCGUACAACUUCGUGCUAGAUAAACCAGAUCAACUUUCAGAUUAGACACCGCAAUUAGUCCCCGUUUGACAUUUAACACACUUCUUCUUACGGUCUGACCUCGUGGAAACAGCACGUUUCUUUGUCCUCCAGUAUAAUAAUUAUUUGCACUUUUCCUCCAAACAGGCUUUAGAUAUCCGUUAUAAAAACAACAUCGUCAGACUACAACCCCGCCCACUCACACUUAGCCUUUCGAAUCCUGUUUGUUUAUGCCGUUUAUGUGUUGGAAGCCGAACAAAAAUCUUUAGAUGUUUUGAUAUGGUCUACAAAGGUUCACCCUGCGGUGAUGGGUGCAGAACAACCCCGUGAUAAGGUAUGCCUGUCGUAAGAUACGACUAAAAUAUAUUUCUUGGCUUGAACUACAAUUAUAUUACCUUUUUGAUAAGGCACUCUUCCUAAGAAUGGUUUUCUACCUAUCAAGAAGGGCAAUUUGUUCAAGCCACAAUUGUCCACCAGUGCAGAGCAGUAUGGAAAGGCUCAACAGGUGGUAGCUUCGUCUACAAGGUCUUACCAAAGACUUUAAAUCUGGUACCACAGGGAGCAGGAGCCCUGAGAGCUUAGCUUCUACCCGCUCAAUGGGUUGGCCCUUCGGGGAGUUACGUGGUAGGUGUGGUUUCAAAGCCAAAAAGCACGGCAGAGGCCACCAAGGUGGCAUAAGUGUGACCAUACCACACGCCAAUUGGUACUGAAGGUGCAUAGCAACAUCAGGGCGCUGAUCAACGCAUUGCAUUGAACCGAUGUGUUUUUGAGCACCUUGAGGUUAGGCCGUCGUCGACAGGUACUCACGUUAAUCAAAAUCACUAGUUGUCUACCAAGGUAUUAUAUUCUAAAUUGGUCUCGGACAGUAUUUGAAUAAAAUGAUCCCCCUCUAACGACUUUGCUACGACUGCUAACUUAUUAGUCAUCAGUAUAGAAAUGCCUCAAGAACUGUUUGCUUAAUCGAUUACAGCAACGGCCUUGGGAUUGCAAUCUUUACACCCAAAAAGUGAUCCAAUUUGUAUAGCAUAAGGUACAUAUACAUACUUACAAAGCUAUUAUAAUAUUAAUAGUACAAAAUUUAGUCGCAUAUAAAAUUGGGUUAGGUACAUAAUGCAUAUAGACUUGUAAGCAAUACAACAAUAUUUCACUAGAACUAAAUAUUUACAUUAUAUAAGUAAAAAUUGGUAAUCGCAGUUCGAACGUCUUCAUUGAAUGGCGAGAUUAAAAGUUACUUAUUUUCCUUUGAAACGAAACUGGAACAAUUCCCAUGAUGUAAUCAACAUUUAUUUACAAUAAAAGACUAAGUGAGACAGAUCACAAAGUCUUUGGAUUACGCAGUUAUAUACACGUAUGUAUACUUAUAUGAAAGAUUAUAGAUGACGACAGUUGAGUUUCAAAAAUAUUGAAAAUAUACAACAUCGAAAUACUAAUUGAAGUUGGAAGGUUAACUGGCGCCUUCUAUCAUUUUAAAAAUGAUUAUCUUAUAAAUAUUUCCAUGUAUAAAGUAGCAAUUGAUUGCUAAGAAGUAACCUGAUUAGUCGAUUAUAGCGGUAAUAAAAUAUAUAAACACCUUUAUCAUCACACUAAAGUUGACUUAUUGAGUAGCCGAUUCUACAGUAGAAGAAUUACCGUAUUACAACCAUAAGCAUUCUAUUAUUAAAUUGCUUGACAAUGUCUGAUUAUAAUCUUAUCUCAGUAAAUACCUUGAAGUAAUCGAUCAUAUCAAGCACUUGAGCGGUAAACGGUCUGUUACACAUACAUCCUCAAAUAAGUGAAUGCAAUUUGCAAUAACAACAAAAUUUUACUUUCACACAUUUUCAUUGCCUACAUCUAGGCGCAUAAUUUUAGUAACGAGUAGGCAUCAACAUUCGCUGUUAUCAGGUGUAUGUUAAAUAACAGAAAAAAUGCCAUGAAUUUUAUUGUAAAUUAACAUUCUCUGUAAGUGGUAAUUUUUUACAGCUGCGUGUACAUAAAAUGCAAUGUUAAGUAUAAUUGAAAAAUAUAUUCAAUUUCUUCAUAAAAAAUUCAAAAUAAGAACUAUAACAAUAUGGUAUGUGUAUUAAUCUCAUCUUCCACUUGUAUUUAAACAAUAACGAAUGCAAUUAAUUAAUUUGUAGCUUCAUUUAAGUCUUAUUUUCAAGUAUUUCUUGUACAUUUGACGAUGAUUUAUGACUGCUUGCUGUGAAUUGGUGUCUCAAACGCAAAAACAAAUUUAAAAUUUUUUGUACAAAUAUAUAUCUGGUGGAGGUUAUACUCUUAAAUUUUAACAAUUAAUUUUUGCUUACCUUCAAAAGUGUCUUUCCAAAAAGGCCUAGAAAGAGAUGAAAAAUAAGCAAAUUAGUUAUAAAUCAAUUUAAAUUAAAUAAAUUGUUGCUACGAAUACCGGUAGUUAAUGAUAUUAGUAUGUAAAUUAUUACUCAUCAUUCCUUUAUAAGAUGGAAUGAUUUUAAAGUUGAGACCGGAAAAACUACUCAGUGAAAAUUUCAGUACUUAAAGUAAUGAAAUGUAUGCAGUUCCUAAAUAAAUUUGGGUGGUUUUCCUGAGAAAUGCGGUAAUAUUUAAGGAAUUGGAACAAGGACUUUUGAAAACCUACAAUUCCACGCAACUUCUAUUUUGGUAUACGUCGAUUACAUAUAGUAAAAUAUUGUUUUUAUUGAAGAAAAAAUUUCCGCUGAUAACGUAACCAAACAGAGUCAAGUCCAUUUAUUCAAAGGAAGUCCUUCGGUCACUACCAAUACUUCUAAAAUGUCUUCCAUAUUGAAGACAGCCAUGUCCAUGAGCUAAAACACUUCUAUAGAUUUUUCUUUUAUUAAAUAUUUCGUUCUUGGUGGCUGCUCUUAGUUAUUUAAUAUAAAUCUACAGCUUUUUGUGAGCUUUGGCAUGUUGAACAAUAGUCCUCUAAGCUACUUUGUCUAUUGUGGUCUCUCUCCAGUUUUCCAGUCGGAGCUUAUUUAGAUCUUCGUUUAAUUUGUCCUUUCUUUUUCAUCUUAGGCCCUCUUGUUUUGCCGAUGAAUGCUCACGCGUCCACUACCUUCUUUUGGGAUCUUGAAUUAUCCAUUCUUGUAAUACAAAUUUUUCGUAAUUUUCGAUAUUCCAUCUUAUCCGCCAUUCAUUAGGACCGAUUCUAACUGUGUUUUUUGCUUAUUGUUCAAGUUUCAGCUCCAUAUCACAAGACUGGUCGUACUACGGUUCUAUACAGGGCUAGUUUGCAUGGAGAGAGACUUAAAUUGUCGUAAUUUUCGCUGAGAUAUAAAUAAUAACGAUAGUUCAAGAUUCAUUGUUUUUGACCACAUGAUCGCCAAUAUCAAAUAAAUCGUGAAUUCAGGUGUUGCUCGUGGCAAGAAUCAAUUCUAAAAGUAAGUAAGAAAAUCUUCUAAAAUUUCGAAAAGACCGUCAACCAAUCCUUGGCGCCUAAGUAUCUAGCAGAACUUCAAACUCGGGUUAUUAUAGUUAUAAGCUAAACCGGAAUAUUUUGGGCUGUUUGACUGACAGUUUUAGCUUUUCUUACGUUUCUAAUUCCUAAUUGAUCUAAACUGUCCAUAAAAUUGUCACACUUUUGUGGUUAAGAAACGAUCUUCACGUUUUAAGAGAAGAAUGUAGCAUGAAAUUUUCUGUCUUUUUCUGCAUCAGCAUUGCUCUCUCCAUUAAAGUCGGAGCUAACAGCACUUCAAAAAACAAAUUCGUAUGAUAAUGUAAUGAUGCUUCUAGAGUGCACCUAAUAAAAAGCACUAUUUAUGAAGUUAGAUUAGAGUUUUGAAAGAAGUUCUAAGCUAUUUCAGCAUGAUCGGCAUAGUAAAGGAAAGUGAAAAGAUUUAGAAUUACAAAAGAACAUCAUAAAAUCUUUAAAUUUUAUCAAAAGACAUUAGUUCCAAGUUUGUAAGUAAUUUACAUGAUUUUACUUAACAAAAAUCAGAAUUUUCCGCUUCGAAGUUUUUGUAUAAAACCAAGUGCAAGGCCAUCGGAGAUAGUAGUAUAUUUUCGGAAAGAUGCAUGGGAGCACAAUUUCAUUUCUACUUCUGGUGAUUUCUGCGGCUUUUGUGGUGACGCAAGGGGAGUAUCCAGUAAAGAAAAAUAUUGCAGAGACAGCAGCGGUAGAAGGACGCGCAGUUGUUAAGAAGGAUUUGAGUGAAUUGACUGAAAAGGAGCAAGAACUAUUGGCAAAUAAUGCAAACUCUACAAGCGAUGCAGAAACAGUUAACACAACGGUUGAAGCUGCAAUCGAAGCAGACACAGAUACCGUAACAGUUGAGGCUGAGGAGGUCAAGAAUACUACAGCUAAACAGGAAAACUUAAAGCCGAAACAGCCAGUAGGUUGUGAACAUGCUGCCGGAAAACCCGAACUUGAGCAACAACGAGAGCAAUUAAUUGCAACACCGAAAUUUCAUCAUGGCGGCAGUAAACCAUAUGUACAGUUAGUUGUGCCCACACAAUAUCCCUAUACGACAAGAUCACCACAUCAUCAUCACUAUCCUGGUUAUGGUGGAGAUUACGGUUAUGGCGGUGAUUAUGGUUAUGGCGGUUAUCCUGGUUACGGCGGUUAUCCUGGCUAUGGUGGUUACCCGGGUUAUGGCGGUUACCCUGGUUAUGGCGGCUACCCGGGAUAUGGUGGUUACCCUGGCUAUGGUGGUUAUCCGGGUUAUGGUGGUUACCCAGGCUAUGGUGGUUAUCCGAUAUUUAUUUACCCCAAUGGCACGAUUGCCAACUUCCCCUUUCCACGCAACCGCGGUCUUAAUCUGGACUCACAAAGAACUUUAAAUAUACCACAAUUUCGCACCGUAGCACCGAGAACCACCACUGUGGCAAGUGUAGUGAAAGAAAUUAGCAAAGAAGAAGAGUCGCUGCCAACAUUCUUUCGUUUAUUGAAUUUUGGAAAAUAAAUAAACUCGCAAAGUUGCGAGCUUCGACGUAAAGCUUUUUGUUUUUAUUCGCUUAAAAAAAAGUGAUCUCAAUGAACAUUUGGCAUUUGCAUUUGUUUAUGUUGUUAAGAAAAGGCGCAAAAACUCGUAUUGAACGGAACAAUUGGUAUUCUCUGACUUUGUUUAUUGCUCGGCUGCGCUGACUCACAAUGAGACAACACCGAGGUUGGAUAUUCACAUCUGCGAAUUUUAUGGACAUGCUCGUAUGUAAAUGUCUAUGUGCCGCUUGUAGUGAAAUAUCGGGGUGAGCCACUUUAUUAUGUGUGAAUAUGCGAGUAGCUGGCGCAUUACUCAUCCUGAAGUCAGCCAAGUUUGAAACGUGUAAUGAAUACAUUGCGCGCGUACUCGUUUUUAUAGCCAAUAUUUUAUACUUUUAUAAUAUUUGAAAGCUUCUGUUUUUUAUUUUGCUAAGACACGUCAGAUCUUACAUAGCAGAAAUGUGUAAAUAUUUGCGUUAUUCAAAAGCUGGAGAUUACUAAUUUUUGAUUUAAACCUGUCCCCUUUUACAUCCCACAGACGCUUGUCAGACCUACAUGCGGGUUUAUAAACUUUCACCAAAAUUUUGAACAAAAAACUAUACAAAUAAAUGUCUUUUCAAGUGUAGAUAACUUAAUUUACUUUGAAAUCUUAAACAAUUCUUUGGUGAAUCAUAGAGAACUUUUACAGCCUUUAAAAAGGCACGUUAAAGUAAAUAUCGCAAUAUACUUAUAAAACUCAGAGUUACCUUAAAAGAUAAAUAGUGAUAGUGAUGUAGACUUUAGAAGCAGAAUUUGACAUAAAACUUGAAAACCAUUACUUUCUUAAAAUAUGUUUGAUUGUUUUCUUCAAUUCGAAAUUUUCUUGAGCAGUUUCUUUUUUACUAAGGGUUAUUUUUUCAAAAAUACAUAUUUUUAGUUCCAUUCAGUGUAGCAUAUCUCAAGUUUUUAACUCUUGAAGUCUUUAAGAUCUGCUUUUCUUUAGCGACAAUAUCUUCUUUCGAAUAAUACUACUGAGUGGUUUCUGGAAACCGAAAAUAGUCAGGAGAGAGAAAAUAGUUCCAGUUUGACAACUGUAGAAUACCUUUGCAUUCUAAAGCGGUCGAAUUUGGAAGUAUUCUCUCCCUUUCAAUUCACCAACCGACUUAGAAAACAUCUGACAUAUCUUUAUCAUACAGCAAAAACUGAUAAUACAAACUCAUAACUGUACAUUUUAAACCCAGUUUCGGUACUCGACUUUUUCAAAAUUGUUCUGAGAAAAAAUAUACAACAGAUCAGCUUUCAAAAUAAUUACAGUUAGAGAAAUAUGUAUCGAAAAAACGAAAGCACAAAUUCUAUAGCAAAUGCUAUGUUUCUUCUUAAAUGAAUUUUUAAAUAAAAAUUGGCACCAUUUUAUACAUAUUUAUAAGGUGGUAACUUCAAGUACCCCAGUAUAAUGUAGAAGAUCAUGAAUGAAUUAGUUUUUCUUAUCAUGAAAUAUUUUGUCUUAAAGAAAAACAAAGAAGAAGUACAAAAAUGGUCUGAGACGGUUCAGUCGGUAGAGAAAUUCUGGAAAUAUAGUUUGAAGAAUGAAUUACAUGUUUUAUAAAACAAUAUAUUUCCUAGUACUUAGUGAGCUACCCUAAUAUAUUAGUGAAAAUAUGCAAUUUUAUUAGUAAGCAAUACUUUGGACUAACACUUGAGUGUACUGCAUGAGCCCUUAAGAAUUUUAUCAGUAAACAAACAGACCACUUCAUACGAUUGAUCACAUGUUUUGGAGCACUCUACAUAUGGAAGUCUAUAAACGUUUUUGAGUAUGCCCAGUUUACCAAGUUGCACUUUCUAGUCCUUUUUCAUUGAUUUUCUAACUGUAAAAUAUAUAAUCAGAUACCGCUGAUAGCAAAGCUGGAGAUCACGCUUAGCGAUAAAUAAAGGAAUGUACUUUUUGACGUAAUUUCAAAGUAGAAGAAUGUACAGAAAUAUAGGGAAACUUUCUCAGGAAAGUUAAAUCUUGAUGCCAUAUCACAAAUCAGCAUACCCUAAUGCACAGUCACUUAUUGUUUUUUUCGUAAUAUACGUGAUAACAGUGUUAUGUCAUUUUGGAAUAUUAUCAUACUUUGUUUUUUUUUGUCAUUUUGUUUGCGUCUCACUUUUAUUGGAUUUUUAAUUAAAAAGCUUGCCUUCAAUUGAUGCACAAAUCACAUUUGAAUUGUUUUUAAUUCCAAACUCAAGCUGAGAGCAAUCAAUUUAUGUUUCUUUCUUUCAUUUUCGUAUGAUCAUACAUGCCAAACAGCUUUCGAAUACAAAUGUUUAGAUAAUGAAUCAGUCGCAAGUUGUUAUGCGCAUAAUUGUGCGGUUUAACAACAGACAAAGUAAUAUGUAAAUAUCUGUACAUACAUAUGUAUGAAGUAUAUAUUUUCUAUAUAAGUAAGACUGCUUCAAAGUUUCUAUUCUUAUGCGUAAUAUUGCUAAAUUAUCAUUCAAUGUUAUAACACAUAAUUAGUAUGCAACCACAUCAUACCGAUCUUGGAACUUGUAAAGCUGUUGAGGUCGUUGUCAUUUUAGCAAUUAAAGCUUUAAUUAUCACAUUUUCCAAAAAAUAAAUAUUAGAAAUGCAUCAUGUUUAAAUUUAGUGGUACUUUGCACGAGCUUUCGAAUUUCUCCUAACUAUAGAUAUACUUCAAGUUUUAUUGUCCGAUUGAAAAAUUACAGUGAGAUGGAAUCCUAAGAAACUCAGUUUCAAUCCCCAGUUUCAAUCAGUUCCUCAAUCAAUUAAUUCUGAAGGGAAUCAAUUAUUUUCAAGAUAUAGACUAAGCCGAUAUAUUUUAUAUAAACCAUUUCGUCCGUAGAUAUUUCUGGCUGUUAGAUAUUCAUUGGUCUGUGUUUAGAUAUACGAAGAGCUUUAGUUUUUGUAAACGAUACUGUGUUCCAAUUCAACGAUAGAUCGCCACAAUAAGAACCUCUUGAGUUCACAAGGAGGUUUUAAUAAUUAAAGAAUGCUCAAAACCCUUUCAUUUCUUAGAAGUUUUUUUUUAUUUUUUCCGGAGAAUUUAAUUUUCGGAACGAAUUGUGAGGGAAAUAUCUCUUGUGAGGGUCAUAAAUAUCCGCACUAGCCUCAUCACUUUCGAAUCGUUGUUAUUCUUAAAAAGGUAAUUUACUCGACUGGUAGUACAAAGUUUAUUGGCAAUGUGAUUGACUCUAAAGUUAUAAAUCCUAGAGUACGUAGUCACUAGAAAUAUACUAUGGCCUUGUAUGAGCCUCAGACAAUCGUUCGAUAUGCUCAGUUUUUAAACUCUCGCAACAAAGUUGUUUUUACUAGCUUUCAGACCCAUUUCAUUUUCGUCGGAUGAAGUCACAAGGACCAGUAAGCUUAACUAAAAUUUAAAGUUAUACUCAGAUUACUUUCUUUCGAGGAGUCUUUAAGUGACUUAGCUCCAAAGGUUACCAGAAUAACUCUCGGAUUAGCUUCCUGGCUGUAGGCGAGACCCUAUUUCUUUACUUAAUCAAUUAUUUAAACUGAAGUUAUUCUUGUUAGAGCUCUUAGUGAAUAAGAUAAAGGUUACAAUCGAUGAAGAACUUCUGUUCAAAUAACCUUUCAUUGAAUAUUUCUAAUAUUUUGUAGCAUGGUGUAAAAGUAGAAAAUUACGGUGUGUACUUUAUCUGUCUGGUGUAAAUUUUAAUUGUUAUUAGUCUAAUCUUAAAUUUAUAACAUUUACGAUUUUUUUAUUCCGAACGUGGACAUUUUACAUAUUAGAACUUAAAGAAGUCGUAAAUUAUUUGGAACAAAGUUGCCGCUUCUUAUCGCAAACUCAUAUGACCGACCCAUUUGUGACUAAUUGUUGAGGGUA
Zeugodacus cucurbitae (melon fly) is the source of this 9719-nucleotide messenger RNA. RefSeq names its product guanyl-specific ribonuclease pgl-1. Lineage: Eukaryota; Metazoa; Arthropoda; Insecta; Diptera; Tephritidae. The transcript is spliced from 2 exons. The record is from RefSeq and is a predicted model, not a curated record. Bases 4988 to 5878 code for a protein of 296 amino acids.